This is a messenger RNA of Annulohypoxylon maeteangense, 785 nucleotides long. RefSeq lists its product as uncharacterized. Lineage: Eukaryota; Fungi; Ascomycota; Sordariomycetes; Xylariales; Hypoxylaceae. The record is from RefSeq and is a predicted model, not a curated record. The coding region runs from base 129 to 785 and encodes 218 amino acids. The transcript has a single exon.
GCACCAACAACUUCAAACCAACUUGAACAGUUCGAUCAAAGCUCUAAUCCAUCGAUAUCGCCAAUACUUUAUCUCUCUUGUUCUUCAAUUUCCCACUUCAUCGGAAAUCUCUACUUCAAUCGUCCAUCAUGUGCCAAACCAUCCGCCAAACGAACCACAGCUGUGGUCACCAAGUUCUCACCAGCAUGGGUAAGUCGAAGUUCUGCCUCUUCUUCCCGCACGAGGCCGAGGAGUUUCACUCCGUCAUCACCGUGUACGUUAAUGGACCGCAAGGCUACCCGUGCUACGAGUGCAAGGUCAAGAUGGACGCGUUCGGGAACGGUCUGAAAGGAGCCGAAAAGUACCAGUACGUGAAGAAUAGGUACGCGAAGAGCCGCGAGGCACAAUCGAAGGCAACCGCAGGCCAGGCCAUUGCCGCCGCAAAGAAGAGUCAGCAAUGUAAGCUUAGCGCGGAGAAGGUCGCCCAGCUGAACGAGAACGCUCGAACCCAGGUCGCGUUCUACUUCCGCAAAAAUCGGGUAGCGAACAUGACUCAGCGGGCCAUUCUCCUCAGGACCAUCAUCCAGAUGCCCGACGUCAUUGACCGUAAGAGCCUCGUGAAGUAUUUUGCCUCUUACGUAGUCUGGGACUGGACAGACAAAGCAGCGCCAGCGUGGAAGGGCUUGCCUUCUGCUAACAAGGCCGUUCUUACGACCAUUUGCCGACGCGCGGGAUUGACCAAGACUUUCGAAGAAGGGUUGAAAGAGCCUCGCCCUCUCGAGGCGAAAGCAGCAGAGGUGAAUUAA